CCAGGGCAGCGCUUUACCCGUUACCGUUAAAAUGCUCAAGCCUAGAAAGAAACGGAAGAGUGAAGAGAUGGAUGAGGAUUUUGUGAAAAGCGAGAACAAGAAAAACACCAAACUUGCUGUGACCGAUUCACCUUCUACAAGCAACAAGAAAACGACGUCUACCACGCAGUCAUUCAGAAAAGAAUACUCCUUAAGAAAGCAAAAAUCUACUUCAAGUAAAACCUCAGAUAAAAAGAAAGACGGAACCCUACAAAAAAUUGGAGAUUUUUUUCAAAGUUCUCCUACUAUUAUUCACUCUAAAGCAAAGAAACUGAUGGCAACAUUAAGCUCUCCCAAGUCUGCAGAACCAGAAAGAGUCAAAGAAAAUGAGCUCAAGCCAAAACGAGCCAAGAGAAAGCUGUAUUCAACUGACAUUUCUUCCCCUCUAGAUAUCCCCCCUUCUUCAGUCUUUAUAGACCAAAAAGAGAAGGAGAGUGAUCAUCUAAUCAUCAAGCGACGGCUACGAUCAAAACCAGCAAAAUAAUCUUGCAGCAACGUGUUUGUAUUUCCUGGUUGGGGCAUAUUCCUGUUUUAUCUGUUACUUCCUAUAAUAUUUAGUCACGCUCCCAAGUCUGUAUAUAAGAUGUAUAGAUUUGACCUGGUGGUUUCCAGUUCUGACUCUAUUAAAGCUGAAAUACUGCUCAAAAAA
Molecule: messenger RNA, 688 nt
Organism: Calidris pugnax (ruff)
Lineage: Eukaryota; Metazoa; Chordata; Aves; Charadriiformes; Scolopacidae
Gene: KIF20B
Product: kinesin family member 20B
Exons: 5
Coding region: 32-523 (163 amino acids)
Source: RefSeq, a predicted model, not a curated record